GCGUAAGGAAGAUGAUAGCGAUAUUAAUGACUCAUUCAUUCAGUAUACUAUACCGUACCACAUAAAUUAUGGCAGACCCAAAAUAUGCAAAAUUGCCAGGAAUUGACUUGAAUUCCCCAGAUGUGUAUGAGACCAGUGACCUGCCAGAGUCGGAACAGAGUAUUGCUCCCAGUCAGGAGGAAGUUCCCAAUGAUGCCAUAGAUAAAAUACAACUGGAUACUGAGACAGCGUAUAAACAGUUUAAAGGCAAGGGAGUGGAGGGAAAGAAUAUUGAUUUCUCUGACAAGAUUAGUGAGUCACGGAGAACUGGUUAUGAGGCCCAAGUGGAAUAUGAACUGCUAGGGGAAGGUACGGGUAAAGUAGAAUCUCCACAGCAGAAAUACAUGAGGCUUCAACAUGAGAUACGUGAACUUAGUGAGGAAGUCAGCAAGAUAAAGGACAAUAUCAAGUCCGAAGCGACAGAGGAAAAAUUAUCCCCAGUAUCUAUGGGGAAACAAUUAGAAUAUUUACAACAUCAGUUAACAGACCUUCAUCUGGAGAAAGUCCUCGGACCAGAAGCCUCUGUUGAUCUCUCUGAUCCCCAGGGGGCGCUGCAAAAGAGACUGUUAACACAACUAGAAUCAUUUAAACCUAGCCAGAAACCAGCCUCUAAAGCUGGUAAGGAGAGUGGAGCCGGUGAAGAUCAUGUGACCUAUGAACUUUUCUACCGCCCUGAACAGGCACAGUUCAGUAGAAAUGCAAAGCUAGCAAGUUUGGAAGAGCGUUUAGAAAGAUUAGAGGCUGCAAUGGGAAACACUAGUUCUGAUAAGCUGGGUUUACUCACAGCAGAUACAGAUAAUAAAAGUCUAGUGGGAGCUGUGGCUGUAGUGAACUCCAAGAUGUCUCUGUUAGAUCCAACCAAUGUAGAACAGGUGGAGGUGAGGUUACACAGUGUGUUACAGAAACUUGAUAAAAUUGCUGAGAAGAAAAACACGCAAGAAGAUGGCGAGAAACAGAACAAAAUAUCUGAGCUAUACAGUAUGGUUAAAAAAUGGGAGGCCACUGCUGAUGUCCUACCUAAGGUUGUUGAUAGGUUGUCUGCCUUGAAAGAUUUACAUGAACAAGCCCUACAGUUUAGUCAAGCCCUGGCAUAUUUAGACACGACACAGGAAGAAAUUAACACUAGUCUUAAAUCACAUGGUGAUAUGUUAAAACAAAUGGAGGGAACAAUGAAUGAAAAUAUUUCAACUAUAAAGAAUAAUUGUGAAAGUUUAGAUGAAAGGAUGAAGAAUUUAAAGUGAAAAUAAUUUAUAAUUUUAUUUUUCCGACUGUAACUUAUAUAUAAGCAAUUCUCAUUGUCAGAGAUUCAGAAAAUUAUUUAUGUUCAUAGAGGGGAAAAAAGGUGUGAAAAAAAGAAGGAAAAAUCAUGUGACGAUAAAAACGUUUUUCUUUAUGAUAACUCGUACACUCCACUCAUUAUUAAAAGAUAACUCUCACAUCUCUUCAUUCACUGAAAAAAAAAGCGUGUUCAGAAUUUACGAUAAAGUAAUUAAAUUUGGACUUUUUCAGAGAAUAUGAAGUUAACAUUUUUUUCAUGACAAAGGAAAGUGUACUCGCAAAAUUUUAAUAUACAGGUUUAUAUUUGAACAAUUAUAGUAAGACUUGUUUUAAAUUUU
This is a messenger RNA of Ruditapes philippinarum (Manila clam), 1655 nucleotides long. RefSeq names its product dynactin subunit 2-like. Gene Ontology annotation, biological process: mitotic spindle organization. Gene Ontology annotation, cellular component: dynactin complex; centrosome; cytoplasm. The transcript is spliced from 13 exons. Bases 69 to 1280 code for a protein of 403 amino acids. The record is from RefSeq and is a predicted model, not a curated record. NCBI's taxonomy places the organism in Eukaryota, Metazoa, Mollusca, Bivalvia, Venerida, Veneridae.